Messenger RNA from Mytilus trossulus (common blue mussel), 3699 nucleotides. Its product is annotated as cGMP-specific 3',5'-cyclic phosphodiesterase-like. The coding region runs from base 411 to 3167 and encodes 918 amino acids. The record is from RefSeq and is a predicted model, not a curated record. Gene Ontology annotation, molecular function: protein binding; 3',5'-cyclic-nucleotide phosphodiesterase activity. Gene Ontology annotation, biological process: signal transduction. NCBI's taxonomy places the organism in Eukaryota, Metazoa, Mollusca, Bivalvia, Mytilida, Mytilidae. The transcript has 22 exons.
CAGUCGUUAGACUCUAUCCCGCUGUUCUUCGAAUGAAAACUACCACAAACUACCAGGAAGUGAUCAUCAGCUGAAAAUGAACUGACGACCUAAUUUAAAGGAUGUAUUUUAAGCGUAUUUCGACCUAUAAAUUUGGUAAUAGGACAUACCAUCGAGUACCGUUGAUGACGUCAUUGCGUGUAAAGAAUGUCGAAACGACGUCCCUUUUUCGUUUAACUUUAACCAACGAUGCUUCUGUAUAUAGUCAAUGCAAAAUGGUGUAGCCAUAUUAUCUGUUCACAAGAGAAAAUCAUGAUGGAAAAGGAUGUAAAGUAGUUCCAUUGUAUGGAGAGGUCAAUUUACAUUUUUAAUAUAAAAUUCAACAAGUUGACAUCUAAAAAUUGAUGAAAGUUAGCAAUAAAACUGCUUAGAUGGAAACAGUAAUGGAAGAACCCAAGAUGUCAGGGAAUGAGGUGGAACAAUUUCUACUCAACAAUACAGAAUUUAUUGUAGAACACUUGAAAAAGCAUGGGACACCAACUUUAAUCAAGAAAAUAAGUGAUAUUAAACCAAGUACACCAAGAAAAAUGCCUAUGUUUAAUACCGCUCCACGAAAUUCUAUUACAACUUCCAUGUUUAAAAGGUAUGUGGAGGGAAAUUUGACUAGAAUCAAGCAGGAAAGAAAAAAUAUGACAGAGUUAAAGAAAAUGUCAGAAGCUGAAUUGUUCACAGAAUUGAUAAAAGACAUUGCUACAGAACUGGAUGUUAAUGUUUUAUGUCAUAAAAUUUUACAAAAUGUUAAUAUUCUUACAAAAAGUGAUCGUAGUAGUUUGUUUUUAGUAAGGGGAAGUAAAGAAAAUAGACAUCUUGUUUCAAAACUUUUUGAUGUGACAGAAACCUCAACUCUACAAGAAUCACUGCAUACGGAGGAGACAGAAAUCAAAGUGCCUUUUGGUAGAGGAAUAGCUGGUUAUGUAGCACAAGCCAAAGAUACAGUCAACAUUACAGACGCUUAUGAGGAUCCCAGGUUUAAUAAUGAUAUAGAUAAAAAGACUGGAUACAGAACCAUGAGCAUUCUGUGUAUGCCAAUAUCAAAUUAUGAAGGAGAGGUUAUAGGGGUGGCACAGAUUAUAAACAAAGCUGGAAAUGGAAUAUUUACUGUUGAGGAUGAAAGGCUGUUUGAGAAAUACCUAACAUUUUGUGGUAUUGGAUUAACUAAUGCACAGUUAUUUGAAAUGUCUGUCAUGGAAUACAAGAGAAAUCAGAUGUUAUUAAAUCUAGCUAGAGGUGUUUUCACAGAACAAACCAAUCUGGAUAAAUUGAUAAAAAAGAUAAUGUUAGAUGCUCAGGGACUUCUGAAAUGUGAAAGAUGCAGUGUGUACUUAAUUGAUGAUUCACUGGAAGGGGAUAAAAACAAGUUUACAGGCAUGUUUGCAAGAAUUAUGCAGAAAUAUAAUAACAAACACCUAUCUAGGUCUACGUCACAGGAGCAUAACCACCCUGACCAUGAACACGAAGAAAAGAAAAUUACUUCAACCCAGGAUGUUGUAUUCUCUAAAGCAUUUGAUCUGUAUCCAAGAGAUGGUGGUAAUUUCCAUGUGCCAAGUGCUGCUCUUUUAAAAACCUCAAGAAAUGCAGAAAUAGCCAGACAUGUUGUAGUAGCAGCAGUUCCUUUAAAUAUAGCUGAUAUCACUCAGGAAAAUGAUUACUGUAAAGGCGCUUUUGAUGAAGACCAAAACUUUAAAACAAAGAGUGUUCUAUGUAUGCCAAUAUAUAAUAGUGAUAAAAAGAUUAUUGGUGUUACGCAGCUGAUCAACAAAAUCAACGGAAAUCCAUUCAACGAGAGUGAUGCAAAUACUAUAGAAGCUUUUUCAAUUUUUACUGGACUUGGAAUACAUAAUUGUCAGAUGUAUGAGAAUGCAUGCAAACUGAUGGCCAAACAAAGUGUAGCUUUAGAAGUCUUGUCAUAUCAUGCUACAGCACAGAAUGACGAAACAGAGAAAUUAAUGACAUGUGAUAUACCUGCUGCUGAAAACCUUGGUUUAUAUACAUAUGAGUUUAAUGAUUUGCCAAUGUCAGAAGAUGAGACACUAAAAUCUACAAUAGCCAUGUUCAGAGAUUCAAACAUAAUCAAGAAAUUCCGUAUUCCUUAUGAUGUGAUAUGUAGAUGGACCUGUAGCGUGAAGAAGAAUUAUCGACCAGUAACUUACCAUAACUGGAGACAUGCUUUUAAUGUGGCACAGACAAUGUUUACAAUUCUAUAUACUGGUGGACUGAUACCAUUGUUUGAUGACUUAGAAGUAUUUGCUCUCCUUGCUGGAUGUCUCUGUCAUGAUUUAGAUCACCGAGGGACAAACAAUGCCUUCCAAGUCAAAGUAGAAUCUCCACUAGCUAUGCUGUACAGUACUUCUGUGAUGGAACAUCAUCAUUUUGACCAUUGUAUUAUGAUAUUGAAUAGUGAGGGUAAUAAUAUUUUCCAGUCUUUGUCAUCAGAAGAGUAUAGAAAAGUUAUAAAAAUGUUAGAACAUGCCAUUCUAUCAACAGAUUUAGCAUUAUAUUUCAAAAAGAGAGGAGAUUUUAAGAAGAUUGUGGAUGAAGGAGAAAAAGAGUUCCAGGAACCAAUCAAAAAGGACCUGCUAAAAGCCAUGAUGAUGACAGUAUGUGAUGUAGCAGCCAUAACUAAACCUUGGGAGGUCCAGUACGAAGUAGCUCAUCUUGUGGCUGCUGAGUUCUUUGAACAAGGAGAUAUAGAGAAAACACAGUUAGGGGAAAAACCUAUUGCCAUGAUGGACAGAGAUAAGCAAGAUGAACUUCCAAAAAUGCAAGUUGGUUUUAUUGAUGCAAUAUGUAUUCCUGUAUAUAAAAUGUUUGCAGAAUUAAAUCCAGGGUUAGAACCAAUGUUUGUAGGUGUAAGCAACAACCGCAAUAACUGGCAAGCUUUGGCAGAAGACAAUGAACCAAAAGUAACAGAAAUAGACAAAGAAAUUGAAAAUGAAAAAGAAAAAGAUGAAAUCAAGGAAGAAAAUGAUUCUCCACAGACAAUAAAACCUCCUAGAACCAGUAAAGUGAAACCAGACCAACCAUUAACAGCAAGAAAGAGUUCAAUUAAAUCAAAGCAGAUUACACCACAAAAGAAAGUAGCUAUUAAAGAACCAAAAGGCAAAACAAAAAUAUGUACGUUAAUGUGACAAAAAAUAUGUUCAGACAUGAGCAGUGUGAUUGUUACAAUAAACUGUUUGUUUUGUAUACUAUCUGCUGAAAAAAGUGGGCACCUUCUGAUAGUUAGUGUUGAAGUUGACCUUCAAGUGACAAAGAAAACCAUAGAUACAGACUGUUCAGUUCGAUUGAGCACAACAUUUUUCUUCAAAUGAAUCACUCUAGGAUGUUUUAUUUUUAUAGUGUGAUAUAUAUUUAUUAAAUUUUUGUUUAAAUAUUGUAUGGUAGAGUUCUAAUAAAAGUCAUGCAAGACUUUUAUUUAUAUUAACAUUGUAACUUGUUGGGCCUUUGUAAGUGCAAACCAUGAUGGUACUAGUAUAUAGAAUUUGUCUUGUAAUAUAACAGUAGUUUUAACCAGAUAGAGAAGCAGCAUCAAAUGCAAUGUUUGUUGAGCAUUAUAUUGAUUCUAUUGACAAUUUGUUUAGUAUGCAUUAUUUAAAAGGUAUUGCCUUUUAUUGAUAUUUUCCUGUGAUCUUUCUGUAAAAAUUUCCAUCUCAUACUACA